UAUUAAAAUAGACAUUUAACAUUACUGAAACUACGGGGUCUUCAAGUUUUCAAUUCGCACUCACAAAACGUUAAAUACACACAAAUUAACAUACUAAUUAGACAAAAACAAUGAAAAACUAUCGAAGCAUAAAGUUAAAUAUGAGAAAAAAGUAAAAUACGCAUAAAAAUUAAAGCGAACAUCAACGAAUUGGCCCUAUGAAAUCAUUGCUAAAUUAAAGGAAUCAAAAAAAAAGUCAAAGAAGAAAAUCGAAAAGAAGAGAGUGAGCGAGAAAGAGAAGAAAUUUGCUAUGUCAUAGCAAGUGAAGUUUUUGUUGGUGAGAGAGAAUAAAACAGUGUGGUGGCUAAUGCAGAUUCCACAGAUUCGAGACUGCUGCUGCUGUCACGAAUAUCAAAAGAAAAAAAAUACCCCAAUAUAAAAGAAUUGUAGAAUUGUGUUAAUUUUUUGCAUUGUAGCAAGUGGUCUCAGACGAAAUUUGCAAAAAGGUGUUUGCCAAAAGUUGUCGCCUGCAUUAUUAGAGUGCGUGAAAAGUGAAAAAUGAAAUAAAUGUGUUUUAAAUCAUUCGGGGAUAGGCAGAAAAUUUAUAAAUUGUAAACAGCUGACGAUAACGGUGCGACGGAGACGACGUCGACGCUGCUGCACACCAACAGUACUCCUCGGCUGCACGACGCCCACCGCAGCAGGCCACCAGUCAGUCAAUGUUGUAUGAGAGUGAAUCAUUUUUUGCUUCUCGAGAUUUUCUUUCGUUUUGUGCUACUACUACACCACACUACACAGUUGGAUUGGAUAUUGUUUGAAGAAGAAAAACAGAGAAAUAAGAAAAUGUUGCUGUUCCAUCAUUUAAAGUGCAGUUAUUUUUCUGUGUAAUGGUCGGUGGUGGACACUGAACUUCUUUGGCGGUGUCGUGUGUGGUUGGUCCAAUAUACAAGUGUUGUAUGGUUCGUUAUGUGCAGCAGCAACAAUCGGCCAGCAACAACAACAUCAUCAUAUUUAGACAGAAAAAAUUAACUUCGAUUGGAGACUAAAGAUAUCUUGCAUGCAUCGCCUCCAUCCAUCCAUUCCGGGCUGCACCUUACAUACAAGAAGAAGAAGAAGAACAACAGUAUAGGGUUGUGUGUGGAAGCAAUAGAAACAACAUUUGUCCAACCAGCAGCAACAGAGAAGACGUCAAACCGACCGACCGACGACCACCGAACGAUCGAGACUGCCAACAGACCCAUAGACAACCUGCAUCGCGAAAAUUUUCAUGGUGUCACGGUGAAAGUAAGCGGAAAGAAAGAAGUAAAACACCACAACAUCACGAUACCAAAAAUAUUCCAAUUUUUUACUUCUAUGUGGAAACGCCUGCUGCCCCUGUGUGUUGUGUGUAGUGCAUAGAUAGCUAGCUGCUGCCUGCCGGAGCUACAUAACGAACAAGCCAAGUAUAAGAAGCAAGCAAGGAGGUGAGGAGAAGCAGCAAUAUUGUUGCUAGUGUGGAAGGAGGUGGAGGAGGCUAAACCGUAAAAACAACAAGAAAAAGAAAAACACUACACUCCUCUGACUUCAUAGUCGGCUGCCGUGAAUUGCUUGCUUGCCGACUGCCUGCUGUUGUUUGCACACUGCUGCUACCGCCGCCGCCACCAUCAUCACUAGUCACAACUGGUCUCUUCUCUUUGGGGCCAGCCCUGAGACGUCGCAGUCCAUCUGCCAACGUCGCUGCCACAGAGUUGAAUUGAAAAAUUUUUGUCUAUUUGUGUGCCGUUGUGUUGUGAACGACAAAAAUAUUACACAAAAUCUCAUCGCACAAUGGACGAGACUCAAGAAAUACGUCAGGCCCGCUAUCGCGCUUCCGUAAAAUGGUUACUCUCGAAAGCUUACAACAAUCGUGUGCCGGAUAAUCUUAAGGAGCCAUUUUAUCGUGAUCAUGAAAAUCAAGAGCGAUUAAAACCGAAAAUAGUGGUCGACUUGGCAAAUGCUACACUCUAUUGUCAGACCCUGUCGAAUUUAUAUUCAGAUCCAAAUUACCAAAGCCUUAAUCAUUGGUCCAUACUGCAGACCUUGGCUCGCAAAGGUGUUCCAGUCAAUGAAACAAAGGAUAUGCCUUUAACGGAGACGGUGUUAAUACAAACGAAUCCUCUAAGGAUAGUGGCCCAUAUAGCCGUCAUCGAAUCUUUAAUGAUGUUGUAUGCCAAGGAAAUGACAUCAAAUGAACGUGUUAAUAAUGCCAUUAAACGUAUAUCGGGCAAUGCAAAUCAACAAUUGCCCAGUGGUAAUGUGGAACAAACUAUACUCUCUUGGGUCUCGCAUACGUGUGCGGCCCUUAAGAAACGCAUUGAGAGAGAUGUGCAAGCUUCCUUGGAUGAGGAUAAUGGUAAACGUUUACAAACGUUGGACAUACCUCCAGUACGAGACUUUCAGGAUCUUUGCGAUGGCAUUUGUUUAGCACUUUUAAUUUCAUACUACUGUCCCAAAGUAUUGCAAUGGACAGAAGUGCGCAUAAACUAUUUGCCAGCUGUUGAAGAUUCUAUACACAAUGUUUUGCUAGUUAGCAAUUUUUCCCAGAAAUAUCUGCCAUACAAUGUGUUCCAUAUGCUUCCCGAAGAUGUCACCUAUAUGAGAGGGUCAAUGAAACUAAAUCUGUUGAUACUUUUAUCCGAUUUAUUCAACCUUUUCGAAAUUCAUCCAGCCAAUUGUGUUAGUUAUCCCGGCAUGGAUUCAGUGGAGAUCAUCGCCAAACAAAAUGCAGGUGCCAAUGAACAUGGAAUAUAUCAUCGUCGUGGUUUAACCAUGCCCACAGUGAUACCAAUACCAGAUCUAAGAAGCGAAUUAGAUCAAGCGUCUAGCUCGCCAACAACACGACCUCAGUUUCAAGUAACUUUUACAAAUACGGCGAGUGGCUUUUCGCAUAAAUCAGCAGCAUCCAUCCACCACCUCCAAAAACAACAACAACUACAACAAACACCAUCACAACUCGAUUCUCAUAUUAUGGCCAAUAAUACUCAUUUCGACAAUGAAGCAUUUGUUGUGCACAAAUCACGUGGUGUAACCACACUCUCUACCAUGCAUAUGCAACAACAGGAUCCCCUAAUGCCCGCCCGUUUAAGACAAGCAAAAGAGAAGUCGAAUACCGAAACCAAGGCAGAUGAAAGAGGUGAUAAUGUACCAGCCGGUCGCCCUAGCAAUUGGGACCAACAUCGAAGGCCCAGCUAUGCAGGACGUCGCUCACGCCGCAAUUCCUCUAGCGAAGACUCUCAGCUGACAAUUGAGAACUUUGGUGGAUCUCAAGAUCAACUGAAUGCCAUUGAUCGUUUCGAUCGAGGGGAUCGGGAACGUAAACUCUCCAAUACAACAAUAGAACAUGUCGUUCCUGUCCGUUCUUCCAUAGCUGAUGCUCGUGGAACUCUACAAUUGGGUUAUGACACUGAUUCUGGUUCUGAAAAACAAGAUCACGACACAGAAAAGCAGCAGCCACUCAAAAGACAACCAAGUUGCGACAAUGUCAGUCUUGCUGCCAUAACCCAACCAAAAAAUAAUGGAACUUUAACACAUGCCAACAGUUCGGCUGGUGUUCAGCCAAAGCAACAUUCAAAUAGUCCCGAAAUGACCGAUGAUCCAAGAGAACGUGAUCCCAAUGCAACACUAACACGAAAAUCCUCAAAUGCCAGCAUGAAUAUCAAGCCUCCAAAUUGGGCAAAUAACAUGGGAGGAGGAGGAGAUCCCUACAUCGAUGAUGAUACACGAUCACAGGAAAGUGCUUAUAAACUCUCUAAUAUACGCAUGAAAUUGGAGGAGCGAAGACGCAUGAUUGAACAAGACAAAAGAAGAAUUGAAAUGGCUUUGAAUAGAUAUCAGGAAAAGUUGAACCAGGACGAUUUAAUGGCUGAAGACUACAUGAAAUGGGAAACAAUGAGCAAUGAUUCGAAACGUACUUCUGAUAUUGAUCCCAACGAAUUGGAUAAGUAUCAGCAAAGCAUCGCUAUUAUGAAUAUGAACCUACAAGAUAUCCAACAGGAUAUACAAAGACUUGCUACCCAACAAAAUCAGAUACAGGCCCAACAAAUGCAAGCCCAACAGCUCCUGCAGGCCCAACAGAUUGCGAAUAUGUUGAAUCAGCAACAUCAGAACUUUGGUUCACAACAGCAUUUAGCCGAUCCGUAUCCAACCAGACCUCUGCAACAGCAACAAAAUUUUGGUUCCUCGCCACAUUUGCCGCAGUCAUUCAAUGCAGGAGGCAUCAAUCCCUAUGGGUCCCGUCCACCCAGCAGGGAUCCCUAUCAGCAGAUGCAAACAAUGCCAGUGCAGUAUAUGAACGAUGCAACACCCCCCUACAAUCUGUAUAGUCAACAACCAUCGAUGGUGCCACAGUCCCAAUACAAUGCCAUGCAUUCGCAUUACAGCGACAGCAAUGCAGUGCCUUACAACAACUCCAGCAAUCACAACUUUGUUGGAGGUGGUGGGGGUCAGCCCUAUAAUAAUCAAGGGCCCCAAACACAAUCGCACCAUCCGCCACCCCCAUCUCACCAGCAACCAUACAUUCCGCGACAAAGUAUUUACGAUGAUUAUCCUCCGCCCCAGUCAAUGCAUGGUCGUGAGCCAAAUAUGUCACCACAGCCGAAUAACUAUUAUGGGCAUGAGCCUCCACCGCCGCAGCAGCAGCAACAGGUCUAUCCACCCACGCAAAGGCGAACUUGGGCCCAGCCCUCCUUCGAUCCCAUGCAAAUGGUGGACGUCAAUGCCUGGCAGAGACGAUCACAAAAAUCCGAGGAUGGUGGUCCCAGCUGGGGCAGUCCUCAACAGGACAACCAUAUGCCGCUGCAACACCGUUCCUCGAUUCAUCAGAAUGGUGAUGGUGGCCAACACAUGCAGCAAAUGUAUCCUGUUCACUCAUCUCCGGUUCACAGCCAGCGUAUGUCCAAUAAUGGGGUACAAAGGCAGCAAUCGAUGACCAACCUUAGGGAGGCAAGAUCGCCAAAUGUUAUGCCAAAGGCUUCGUCGGCCCCCACGCCACCCGAGGAUGUCAUGGCACCGCAGAGUAUUUGCUUUAUUGGUGAUGAGGAUGAUAUUGAUGAGAUCGAGCGCAAUGUCAUUGAGAAAAUGCAGUCCACUGGCCUAUCGGAAUACAGUUUUCCCAUACAUCACAGCAAUGCGCAACAACAACACUACCAACGCGAUGAGCGCGACAACAUUUAUGACGAUUACGGUGGUGGUGGCGGUGGUCAGCCCCACGAUAUGAUGUCCCAAAAACUAAAUAUAACUAGUGGAAAUUUGACCUAUAGAAUUCCUUCACCACAACGUCCACAACUCCAUCCACAUAGCUUCCAGGAUCCUCGUUCUGCUGAAAAGAAUAACAGCGUUGAAAAGGGCUUCUACAUAUCUUUCGAUGAUGAUCAGCCAAAAAAACCCAAACCACCUCUACGUUCCAAACGUUCGCCCAAAAAAGAGAAGAGCUUAGACAGUGUAGAUCACCAAAUACAACAUAGUGCCGACUCCAGCUCGAAUGACUAUGGAGAUAAGGAAGUAGUCGAACCGAAAUUUAGGCCAAAAGUUCAUCAGUUGAACUAUAGCGAUAGUGGCAGUCCAAAAUCCACUUCAAUGGAUAUCAAUAAGGCCACCUACAACAAGUACACCGACAGUCCCAUACAACUAAGUCAGGUUAUGUCCGCCGGUGAUAACAAAAACUUUUCAAAUAUAUCGUCGUCGCACAAUAACCAACCACAAACUCCUCCGCCUUCGAUAGCUUCCACAUCGCCUACACAUGUAAGCAGCAGUAGUACUCCAUUAGGGAAUAAUAGGGAUAGCACGAAAAGCAAAGCUUUGGUAAUAGGCACAGAUACAACCAAUUUAGAUCCGGACUCUGUGGAUGAAAUGGAAAGGCGUAAGGAAAAAAUAAUGCUUAUGUCUUUGCAACGUCGCCAACAGCAAGAGGAGGCCAAGGAACGCAAAGAGCAGGAGGCUGCCCGAAAACGAGAACUUGAACGUGAAAAGGAGGAAGAGAAACAACGCAAGAAGGAAGAACAAAUGGCUCGAAGAGCAGCAAUUUUGGAACAACAUCGCCUUAAAAAGGCUUUAGAAGAAGCGGAACGAGAGGGUAAAACUAUCGAUCGCAAUGAUAUGCCUCUUAAACCCAGUACUCAAUCGAAUACAAUGUCAAGGACACGCCAAAAAAGUACUCGUCCUCGACCCAAAACCAUACAUGUGGAUGAUGGUUCUGUAGAUAUCAGUGAGGCAUCCAGUAUCUCUAGUCGUGGUAAAAAGGGCUCAAGUUCGAAUAUAACAGGUUAUGGCCUAAGUUCAAACUCUAUGAGACGAGAUUAUUACCGAGGCUCUCAAGAUUCCCUUACUGUGAAAGAAUCGCCGGAUGAAUACCCGAGUACUAGUUCAACACCGAUUGGACGCCGGGGAUCUUAUAAGUUAUCCAAAGAACCAAAUGUCGAACGAGGCCGCACUCUAUCACGUAUAUCUGUAGCCAAAGGAAGUACUCUAAAUUUCCGUGGGCGAAAAUCAAAUUCGCUUAUGAACCUGUGCGAAACAGAUUCUGGCAUAGGAAGAGCCACGCCACCACGUCGAGCACCCUCGCCCGGUAUGGCUACACUGAAUAGACAUAUGCCUUCACCUUCGGGACCCGGCUCAUUGCCACCGGGUUUGAUAUCGAAACGACGUGGCAUGGAUGAUGGAUCAAGCGAUAUGUCUUCGACAGGCAAUUUAAUGAUGGACUAUUCGGGACCGAAGUUGUAUAAACAACCUGCUGCCAAAUCGAAUCGUGGCAUCAUUUUAAAUGCCGUAGAAUAUUGUGUGUUCCCUGGAGCUGUUAAUCGUGAUGCCAAACAAAAAGUUCUUGAAAAGAUUGCGCGUUCAGAAGCCAAACAUUUCCUGAUAUUAUUCCGUGAUGCGGGUUGCCAAUUUCGAGCGCUAUACAGUUAUACACCCGAAUCGGAGCAGGUGGUUAAAUUGUAUGGCACCGGACCUAGUCAAGUGGACGAAGUUAUGUUUGAUAAAUUUUUCAAAUAUAACUCUGGAGGCAAAUGUUUCUCCCAAGUCCAUACGAAACAUUUAACUGUCACCAUAGAUGCUUUUACAAUACACAAUUCCCUGUGGCAGGGUAAAAAAGUGAAUUUACCCAGUAAAAAAGACAUGGCUUUAGUCAUCUAAAUUUUCUUCUAAGAAAACGAAACAAUGUUUCGUAGACUAGAACUCAUAAAAACAAAACCUUA
This is a messenger RNA of Stomoxys calcitrans (stable fly), 7190 nucleotides long. RefSeq names its product patronin (gene Patronin). The coding region runs from base 1786 to 7128 and encodes 1780 amino acids. The record is from RefSeq and is a predicted model, not a curated record. Gene Ontology annotation, molecular function: spectrin binding; calmodulin binding; microtubule minus-end binding. Gene Ontology annotation, cellular component: microtubule minus-end. Gene Ontology annotation, biological process: negative regulation of microtubule depolymerization; neuron projection development; cytoplasmic microtubule organization. Lineage: Eukaryota; Metazoa; Arthropoda; Insecta; Diptera; Muscidae. The transcript has 25 exons.